UCGAGCGGGCACGGGCGGGAGCGCGCCAUGGGGGCGGAGGAGCCCGACCUCUACCGGGACACGUGGGUCCGCUACCUGGGCUACGCCAACGAGGUGGGUGAGUCCUUCCGUCCCAUCGUCCCGGUAGCAGCCGUGUGGGCCAGCUAUGGGGUGGCCACAGCCUACGUGACAGCCGAUGCCAUCGACAAGGGCAGGAAAGCUGCGGCGACCCACGCUCAGGACCCCAGCAGGGCACGGCGGGUGGGGGUGGCAGUGGCAGAUACCUUUGUGUGGCAGAGCCUGGCCUCGGUGGCCAUCCCAGGCUUCACCAUCAACCGCCUGUGUGCCGCCUCGCUGGCCCUGCUGGCCUCCCUCACCCGCUGGCCUCUGCCUGUCCGAAAGUGGGCCACCACCGCACUGGGGCUGGCUGCCAUCCCUGUCAUCAUCACCCCCAUCGACAGGUCUGUGGAUUUCCUGAUGGAUUCCAGCAUCCGCAAGCUGUAUGGCACCGAGGAGCCCCCGUCUGCACCCUGAAUCACAGCGCCAUGCAGAGCUGGGAGGGGAAACUGAGGCACAUGCUGGCUUGGGGCACUGCAGCCCCUGCACUGUGAACCCACACUCAGGUUUUGGCCACGGAGUGGCUGCAUGCACCCUGCACUUGGUCCAAAUAAACUAUUUCAAACGUUA
Centrocercus urophasianus (Greater sage-grouse) is the source of this 666-nucleotide messenger RNA. RefSeq names its product mitochondrial fission process 1 (gene MTFP1). Lineage: Eukaryota; Metazoa; Chordata; Aves; Galliformes; Phasianidae. The transcript is spliced from 4 exons. Gene Ontology annotation, cellular component: mitochondrion. Gene Ontology annotation, biological process: mitochondrial fission. The coding region runs from base 28 to 513 and encodes 161 amino acids. The record is from RefSeq and is a predicted model, not a curated record.